Molecule: messenger RNA, 3585 nt
Organism: Cynoglossus semilaevis (tongue sole)
Lineage: Eukaryota; Metazoa; Chordata; Actinopteri; Pleuronectiformes; Cynoglossidae
Gene: ap5z1
Product: adaptor related protein complex 5 subunit zeta 1
Exons: 18
Coding region: 913-3501 (862 amino acids)
Cellular component (GO): AP-5 adaptor complex
Source: RefSeq, a predicted model, not a curated record
UUUAUUAUCUUUACAGUGUUGACUUUCAUCUGUGCUGCUAUACGUGGUUAAUUUCCUCUGCUCGGAGACUGAUAAAAAUGUUGUUGUUCUCGUACCUACGUCACCUCACUGAAACAAAUGAAUAAUCUCUGAACCUAUCUUCAACAGUCCGGGCUAUUAUUCAUAUCAAAAGAGUCUAAAUAUAUGCUGCCACCCUCGCAGCAGUUAACAUGCACUGUUACACUCAAGAGUAAAUGGCGUGUGUGCGCGCUCACAGACUUCUUGAGUAACCGCAUACAUGUUUCCUCUUCUCUUAUUUUAGCGUCCUUUACCAAGAAAAGUCUUCCUUGCUUCCCCUUUUUAAACCAGAUGUGAAUCUUCACUCUCGUUCUCGUCUUAUCUGACUGCUGAGGUCAACUAAGAUAAGUUUGUUUGUGUGUGUGUGUGUCAAAGAAAAAAAUACAGAACAUGAAUGAGCACUCUAUUGAAUACAUUCAGGGGGCGCUAGAAUGCCUUUGACACAAACACAAACACCGUUUGCAGAUAAUUGCUGUCGUCGCUGGGUCGUGAAUGUUUCUGAAUGUUUUUAAUCAUAGGGACGUACAAAAACAUAUGUAUUUUUCCAUUCCAAUUUGGGCUUUUUUUUUUGCUUUUGCUGUUAGGCAUUUAGCUGUCCUUUAUUCUAUAUUCCAUAGUACUGGUGUUUACUAGAUGGGUGUAAAUGCAGCUGGUGAAUACCAUGUGUAUAACAUAUGCAUAGUGUAUAAUUCGUAUUAUUAACUCCACUAUUUCAAAAGCUAAUCAAGUGUACGAUGUCAUUAAUGUAGCCUGAACUACAACUCCCAAAACUGCCUCCUAGACAUUUUGAGGAUUAUUUGUUAAUGUCUUUUUUGGUUCAAAUUGGUAUUACAUCUUACAUUAUGUAAGAAUUUGAUGUGUUUACUGCCUACGAAGCCUGGAUUUCAGUUGAACUUGAACAAAUGUAAAAGGAUUGUUGAAUCUAUUUUCUGUUCCGUGUUUGUGUACAGUUGGUCUCCAGUGUUUCUUCACUACUUGGACACGAUGGUAGAAGCUGCUUUCAAAGCUAGUUUUGCUUCUCUUUUUUUACUGCACUGGGAAAUUCAGGACUCGGAGCUACAAAAAUUUUACAGCAGAUUAUUGAAGUUACUCAAAGCGAAGGAGUUCGGUCAUGAGACGAUGGACUCCCUGCAGAGGUUGCACCUCAUUCUGUCUGCCAACAAAUACACAAAGACGUUGCCUGCAGAGCUACAGAGAAAACUUUCACCUCUUCUCUCGUCACCAUCCGAGCAGCUUCAGGUGUUGAGCACAGCUGUGCUCCGUGAAACACUGCCCCUCCCUGGUGAGGAACAGAUCUACAACCAGGAAAACAUCCAUUCCUAUUCACUGCUGCUCUCACAGUGUAGCUCCAGAACCGAGCUGUCAUCUCUAUGCACUCGGCUCCUUCGCAGCCUGGAGAAUCGUCAGUCAGAAAAUCAGAGCAGUUCACUCACACACAUACUCCCAAUCCUGAACACCAUCCUCACACACAGCCCGGAGCGUCUCACAGAAGAUCAGGUGACUCUUCUGAGCAAAAAGCUUGUUGACUGGCUGCGUUAUGCAAGCAUCACACAGGGAGGCGCCGUUUCCUCAGGAGGGUUCUUCACCGGACCCAGGUCUCGGCAGCCAGUGCCCAUAGCAGAACUGGACGGAACAGUUUCUGGAGAUUUCUUCACCGUGCUGUGUGUGGGCCAGGGUUUCACCGAGGAUCAGUGGAUGAACGUUUACUCCUUUUCUAUGCUUCGACAUUGGCUUCUCACCUUUCACUCUGUUCCUAGCAGCGUUUCCUUAUCUGAUACAGCGAACAGACUACAGCUCAGCUUCUCCCUCUCCCACUCCCAUUCAUUUUCUAAUGAUGACCGCUCUGAGGUGGAUGGCUCAGUGGUCUCCAUGGUCUCGGCGACUUCCUCCUCCAGCCGACUGCUGCCCCCAAAGGAGCGGCUGAGAGAGAAGGCUUUCCAGUACUGCCUGCGCCUGAUCGAGCAGUGUGACCGCAAGGCACAGAAGAAGUCGGACACAGAGCUGCAGAAAGCGUGUUUGGUGGAGGCUGUGUGUAUCCUGGACUGUGUGUGUACGGAGGACUCCUCACUGGUCUACAGAACCUUCCCAUGUGUUAAAGCUCUCUUUGGUCGCCUCAGCUCCGACCUGACGUUUGCCCGAGUGCUGCUGCCCAUAGCACAGUUCUACCUCAACCAUGGGGAAAUUGCAGCCGUGGAUUGUGACAGUGUGUGGCAGCUGGUGUUCAGUCAGUUUCCCGCUGAGCUUUUCAACGAUCCUUUCCUGGCGUACGAGCUUCUCCGUUUCCUACGACUGAACGUCGAGAACCUGCAGCUGCGAGUUCCACAGUACACACACUCCUUCCCAAACCUGCUGAAGUUUUUGGCUUGGGAUGGCCCAGCAGUCGUUGACGACUUUGUGGAUCUGCUGCCCUCUCUGGUGACUGUUGAUACUGCAGUGGAGCUGCUCCACGCACUGCUGGACCUGCCCUGUCUCUCUGCCACCCUCAUCCUGCAGCUCAGGACAACGAGCACACCUAUAGCUGAGGCCUGUGGGCGUGGCCUCUUGUCAUUGGAUGCAUUCCGAUCCCCCUCCUUCAGAGGUCUUUUCCUCUACUUACUUCGGACUGAAACAGGAUCAGGUGACACGAUUGACAGACUCAGCACGCUCCAUGAGCUGCUCACUGAAGCAUCUGAUUGGCCGCGGGUCGUUCAGUGUGCACAGACUGUUCCGGUGCUGUUACACAUUUUCUUCAACACAGUCGUUAAGGUUGGCGAUGUGAAACUUUUAGCCCACUUGAUGCUGGUGAUGCUGGAGAGAAGCAGCCUGCUCCUCAAACUGCCCACGUACACCACUGAGAUUCACAGGGUGUUCAGUUGCCACCUGCUGAGGUUGUGUAAGCUCCACCCCUCUCUGGUGGUGGAUCAGUCGCACGACCUGCUGGAGUUCGCCGGAACCACAGCCAACGCCUAUAGCAAAGAAGAGGUCUACACUCAUGUGGUGUGGGCUCUGGGAGAUAACCUCUCUGUUUCCUGUGAUUCUCGCUGCUCCGUGAAGCUGAUCACUUCCUGUUUUGAGACGCUGGAGGCGGUGCUGUUUGAGGUCACUUCCUCCGCUCCAUUACCUGGUGCAGCUCGUCCGGCGCCGCGUGUCAUCACCAGUCUAAUGAGCGCACUCGCGAAACUGGCCUCACGGUCACAUGACCUCAUCCCCAGGGUGUCGCUUUUCCUCUCAAAGCUGCGAACAGUGGCCAGGGGAGGACCAGUUCCCUGGUGCUCGUCUGGAGAGGAUCUCAGUGCCAUAGUGACACGAGGGGAGGAGCUCUGGUCACUCCUGAAGACCCCCGGUGUGGCUCAGAGUGUCCUGUCCCCAGCAGCACACACCACCACACCACGGUGGCAUCAGGACACCAACCUGUCGCUGCCGUUACAGCUGCGAACCCUCACGAGCCUCACGCACACACGGUAACACCCUCACGCUCCGUGGUCGUGUCCGUGUGAAAUUCUUUUUGUACAUAACCUUCAUAAAUAAAGUGAACAUAUUUAAAUCAAA